AAUGCUUUAAAUUCAUUGUGCUUCCGACAGGCUCCCCAUCCAGUGAUCAGGUGUGAACUUGCGAAACAGGCGAAAACAGCCAAGUGCCAACAAAAAACCUACCCUAUCCUGAGUGUGAGGCGCACUGCAAACAUCGUGCCCUAGUCAAUUACUCCAAUCAAACCAGUGCCGCUGUGUAUUAAGUGAAAUCAAAAUGCCACGACGAGGACGUACUGCAUCGCCCCCACCAGCCGCCCGCAGGGCACCAAUGGCGGCUGCACCACCGGCUCCGGCCCCGAAGCAGCCCGUCGUGCAGCAGGCUGCACCGGCCGCCGUCGCCGCCCCGAUGGCCGCCCCGUCCCAGGGUCCCGGCCUGAUGGCACAGAUGGCCGCCACCGCCGGCGGUGUUGCCAUCGGAUCAGCUGUUGGACACACGGUUGGCCACGCGCUCACGGGAAUGUUCAGCGGAUCCGACUCGAAGGAGGCGGCACCGGUUGCGGCCGCUCCGCAGCAGUACGCACCAGCCCCCGCCUACCCGCAGCAGCAGCAGCAGGUCGGCGAAACCGGUCCUUGCUCCUGGGAGAUGAAACAGUUCCUGUCCUGCGCCCAGAACCAGUCCGACCUGACGCUCUGCGAGGGAUUCAACGAGGCGUUGCGUCAGUGCAAGGUGCAACAUCAUAUGUAACUUGCUAGGACGUGAGGCGUCCCGUUUUAGCGAUCCAAUUGAAGAAAACAAAAAAAGAGCUAUUUGCUUUAGAUCGUAUGGGUUUACACACAGACGCACCUUUAUCGGGACGCGAAGAUGGUGUUAGUUUAAUUUAUCGCCCUUCAACCAGCUUCGUAGAGCUGUGUGUGUGUGAGCAGUAUGGGGGGGAUGGCCAGAGGGCAUUGAUUGACCAUGGUGGCGCAAACGAAAUUCCGCUGUGGCGAGCUGUUAGGAUGUGUUGUUGAUUUUCAUUUUGUCUUUAACGAAUAAACAGCCCCAACGUAGCGUGUCUACAAACACGAAACACACCUGGCCCAUUUUAUUUAUUUAUUUUGAGUUCUUGUACGGGUUACACGCGAACACGCGUCACAGAUAGAAGGAAAGUAGCAACAAUAAAGAUGCAAAAGUAAAAACAA
Messenger RNA from Anopheles arabiensis, 1101 nucleotides. It is a transcript of the gene Chchd2, whose product is annotated as coiled-coil-helix-coiled-coil-helix domain-containing protein 10, mitochondrial. Lineage: Eukaryota; Metazoa; Arthropoda; Insecta; Diptera; Culicidae. Gene Ontology annotation, cellular component: mitochondrion; nucleus. The coding region runs from base 194 to 664 and encodes 156 amino acids. Gene Ontology annotation, biological process: mitochondrion organization. The transcript has 3 exons. The record is from RefSeq and is a predicted model, not a curated record.